This is a messenger RNA of Mesorhabditis spiculigera, 2460 nucleotides long. The record is from the annotation of a GenBank genome assembly. NCBI's taxonomy places the organism in Eukaryota, Metazoa, Nematoda, Chromadorea, Rhabditida, Rhabditidae.
AUGGUUCGUGGGCUUUUGUUAUUUUUACGAAUACUCGCCUUCGCUCGGGCCAGCUACCAAUGCAUGCGUAUUUACGGGCAACUGCACUGCGCCCACGACCCGUCAAAGAUCCGGAAUGUGCAGCUUUUCGACGCAGAUGGCUUUCUGGGGAUUCAGGCGUUCAAUCAGGACGAUUUUAUGGGCAGCACAAUGACAAACGCGGAUGGUUCUUUCCUUGUAUAUGGUUGCGCGGAGGAUCAAAAUUUUUUAUUCAUCGUCGACCAGCCUGAUCCGUAUAUUACGAUGCAUCACCAGUGUAAUGGGCGGGACGAGACCCUGCGGCGCCCGUUGUCUCCACUAUUUAUAGGGGACGGUGUAGAAAAAUACUUCCUGGAUCUCAAUCUCACGUCGACCGCCCCUCUAUGGUGGAGACGGAAGAUGACUACAUUACCAACGACAACAAAUACGAUCACGACUACCACGAGCACGACUCCUAGUCCACGAACGCUCCCGGCCGCGCGGGGGAUCCUGCGUGGCUCGACAAAACUGCCCACCACACAAACAGAGCCGCCGACGUCACCAAGAACCACGACCACUGAAGAGCCGAAGUUGCCACAGCAACUCAUUUCUUAUUUGACUGGCGACGAUGCUACCCUAAGCUGCGGAGUCUCGGAGUUUAGCGAGGGCUCAAGACUUGAAUGGCGAAAAGAUGGGCGCAUCUUGGAGGUGAACGAAACGAUCGCGAUGACAAACAUUACUGAGGCCGAUGCGGGGGUUUACACGUGCUCUCAGGUGGCCAAUAACAGGACCGUUCUUUUGAGCGACACGAAAAUUACGGUUGAGCCGCGCAAGGAUGCAACAGUUUCUUUCUCGAAUAUCAAGCACAGGACGAACCAAAAUGUCACGAUACAUUGCUAUAUAUUUGACGCAAACGUGAAGCUCAUAGAAUGGAAGAAAGACGGUCAAAAAAUUCCGCCGCUUUCAUCGACUACUGAUGGAACACACUUGUAUCUGACUUCGAUUACCCUUGAUGCCGCCGGAAAUUAUACCUGUCGCUACGAAAAUCGUUUGGCGGAGACGAUGCUUACGGUCGACGACCCCUUUCCGGAAUUUUACUGGAUUUUCGUGAUACUGACCAGUUUAUCGUGCUGCCUCUUCAUCAUUGUCAUGCUCACCGCAAAAUGUCGGCACCACCGGAAGCGAGCCGACAAACUGACGUUCGAGUUGUACGCUAUGCAAAACGCCUUGCUCAACAAAGGGCUAUCCUGGGAACAGCUGCGAAAAGAAAUGUUACCCAUGGACCAGCAAGUCGAAAAGCUGGCCUACAAGGCUAGCCAGUUCGAGAUACCCCCUCGCAACUUGAGGAUCGAGGGGACGCUGGGCAGCGGGCAAUUCGGUUGCGUCAAGCGGGGGUGGCUGAAGACGCCGGUUUCGGGCGGUGGUGACAAGGAGGUUCUGGUGGCCGUUAAGAUGGCCCUAAACGUGGAGGACACCAAGCAGCAAAAGAUGCUCGCCGAUGAGCUGAAAAUAAUGGGCGCUAUUCCAGCGCAUAAAAAUAUUUUGCGGCUAGUAGGGGCCGUCACCCAAAAUAUGAGAAGCGGCCGUCUGUAUAUUGUAACGGAAUUUUGCGAGAGGGGAAGUCUUCUGGAUUAUCUGCGUUCGGUUGAAGAGGCCGCACGAUCACCAUUACAGUCGCCACGCUACCGCUCCCCGACAACAGUGUUCCAAUCCAUGCUGAAUCCGGGUCCUGACAAGGCACCCAUGCCGCUCCCAAAACUCCUUGCAGGCGCGGAAGUGGUGGAACCGGUGGAAGCGGAAUCCCUACUUACGGCAAAUGACCUCCAAAUCAUCAACGAGCUCCUCAAUUUCUCAAUUCAAAUUGCUGAGGGCAUGGCUUUUUUGAGUGCGGUUCCGUGCGUCCAUCGUGACUUGGCGGCGAGGAACGUGCUGCUGACUCACGAUAAGGUUUGCUGCAUCGCCGAUUUUGGGCUGGCCAAGCGCAUGAUGAAUGAUUAUUACAGAAAAGAUCCCAACUCGCCAGAAGGAAUGCCGCUGCUUUGGAUGAGCCCGGAAGCGUUCGAAACGUUGCGUUACACACAAGCAUCCGACGUUUGGUCUUUCGGCAUCCUACUCUUCGAGAUGUUCACGUUGGGCGCGAAACCGUAUCGCAGCGGAAUCAACCCAACCCUGAUGGAGAAGAUUAAGGGCGGAUUGCGUUGUCCGCAACCGGAAUACGCGAGUAGAGAAGUAUACUCCUUCAUGAAAGAUUGUUGGGCGCUGUCACCAGCGAGGCGGCCGACGUUCAAGCAAUGUGUCAUGAUCCUGGAGGAACUUGCCAGCCAGCAGCUUGAUUUGGAUGACCCGACGGCGGUUGCCGAAAUCAUUGAAGUGCAAAACCAAAUCUAUUUCCAAAAUGCUAAAAUUCUCGAUGGAUACGAACCAGUGACGCGACGGCUUGGCCAAAGUGUCGAAGGCUUGGUC